Pieris macdunnoughi is the source of this 495-nucleotide messenger RNA. Lineage: Eukaryota; Metazoa; Arthropoda; Insecta; Lepidoptera; Pieridae. The record is from the annotation of a GenBank genome assembly.
AUGGUGAGAAAAUACGAAAGGAUAAGCGGACGCCAAUCGUGGAGCGAAGAAGAAAUGGCGAAAGCCGUCGCUGCCGUGGUGUCAGGUAAGAUGGGAUACAAACUGGCUGCCAGAACGUUCCACAUACCACGGUCCACCCUCCAGAGACGUGCAAGUAAAGUACGCUACCAGCAACCGGAUGAUCCUAAACCUCUAAUGGGGCAUUAUAGAAGAGUAUUCACUGACAGUCAAGAGAAAGAUUUAGUUGGAUAUAUAAAGAGUAUGGAACAGUUCUUCAUGGGUGUCACAAGAAGGGAUAUAAGGGAACUGGCAUUCCAAUACGCCGAAGAUAAUCACCUGAAUCAUCCUUUUGAUGUAAACGCGAGAAUGGCCGGAGAAGACUGGGUUCGAAACUUCUUAAAAAGAAAUCCUGAAUUGCUUAACAAGCCAGAUAAAGAGUUCGAACUCGAGCCUGUUAACUUCGAUCAGUUCUAUCACUUCAUGUGUCAAUCAUGA